CUGAGGGCGCCCGUGCCCUGCCGGGCGGAGGUUGGGGUUGGCCUAGGCGGCCUCGAGUCAAGGGUCAGCAGUGGUGGGGUCAGAACUGGGGGCCACAGGGUUGGCAAAGGGGAGUUCCAGCCGGGGUGGGAGGACAGAGAAUCUGCAAGUGGUCAGAAAUCGCCCCUGAUACAAAUUGCAGUGGCUUUGGGAUGAUCCCCAGUGUGGAGGGCUGUGUAAAUCUGGCUGAUUUGGCAUAAAAGUCUUUGGGGGAAAAAGGUGCCUGACUGAAGAAUGGCAGAAGCAGUCUUGAUAGAUCUCUCUGGUUUACAAUUGAACUCUCAGGAAAACUGUCAUCAGAUGGUACUGAAGACGCUGGAUGGUAUUCACGACCACCAUGCCCCCAAGGCCAAGUUCCUUUGUAUAAUAUGUUGCAGCGAUGCCACCAAUGGAAAGGGUGGGGAAUAUGGCCUCUGUGAACUGGAAGCAGGAAAUGGCUUUUCAAGUCUCGCGGGAAAAUUCGAGACUGUUAGCCAUCCCAGCCUGGCUGCCUCUUUGUAUUCAGUUAAACAAAAAAUAGAUGAGGAGGAUCUGAGCCGCGUUAAGGUGAUUGUGCCCGAGCACAGGAGACUGUUGAUGGAGGCUUAUGUUGACCAACUCUUCACCGCGGUGUAUGAGUUUGAGUUUGAAGAUUUACAGGUAGCUCAGAGGGAAAGCCUUUUGAAACCGUCCACUGGCGUAAAUGUGACCACAGCUCAUAAACUGGAAGACGUCCAGAGUGAAAUAGAAUCGUACUUGAGAAGCCUGCCAGCGUUGAAAGGGGACCUAACUAUUGUCACAUCUCCUUUGAUCCCAGACAUCUUCCUGCACGGAUUUACAACUCGGACAGGUGGCAUUUCUUACAUACCCACUCUCAGCUCACUCAAUCUUUUCAGUAGUUCCAAACGGAGAGAUCCCAAAGUAGUUGUUCAAGAAAACCUCCGCAGGCUGGCAAAUGCUGCAGGGUUUAAUGCAGAGAAAUUUUACCGAAUAAAGACUGAUCACGCCAGUGAAGUAUGGGUAAUGGGGAAGAAGGAGCCUGAAUCUUACGAUGGAAUAAUUACAAAUCAGAGAGGAAUCACAAUCACAGCUCUUGGCGCAGACUGUAUACCUAUAGUCUUUGCAGAUCCUGUGAAAAAAGCAUGUGGGGCUGCUCACUCGGGCUGGAAGGGCACUUUGUUGGGCGUCGCUAUGGCUACUGUGAAUGCUAUGAUAGCAGAAUAUGGCUGUAAUCUGGAGGACAUCAUUGUUGUUCUGGGCCCUUCAGUGGGAUCUUGCUGCUUUACUCUUCCCAGAGAAUCAGCAACCUCAUUUCACAAUGUUCAUCCUUCGUGUGUGAGACAGUUUGACUCACCAAAUCCCUACGUUGACAUCCGAAAAGCCACCAGGAUUCUUCUAGAACGAGGAGGAAUUCUUCCACAGAAUAUUCAAGACCAGGAGGAAGAUCUUGACCUCUGCACAUCUUGCCAUCCUGAGAAGUUUUUCUCCCAUGUCCGUGAUGGCCUUAACUUCGGUACACAGAUAGGCUUCAUAUCCCUUAGAGAAUGAGGUUCUUGUCUGGAAUUUUGCAUAAAUGCUUCCCGUAUCCUUCUACAAUGGCUGCAAAAGAAAAUAUUUAGCUUUUUGAUUUAUAUAAAACCAUGAGGAUUACAAAAGAUAAUUCAUCUUUAGGGUAUUCUCUCACUGUUACCGGAUGCACAAUGACCUUGGUCUAAUUCUUAUGACAACUGAUGAAAAAACUCAGUGAGAUGUCAUUGCUAACGUUGUUCUCUGUAUCUAUAAAUCAAGGCCGGAUCUGUUUAGUUCAGUAUUCACUAGAUGCCGACUUUUGUUCAGGAAUGGGACUCAGCACAGUGAAUUGAAAUGAAGACACCUUUCUCAUUUGAAUCAAAUGCAGUAGGGGAGAUAAACGUUUCCUUUUAAAUGUAUAUUUUUAACUGCCUUAUAAAAUACCAGGUUUCCUUAUGCUGUUCUCAAGCACCAUGUUUUUCUGGCCCUCCGCUCUCCCUUUCCCUGGCCCCUUGUGUACCCUUUCACUGCAGAAGCCCCUCUUUCCUGUCUCAUGUGUUUUGUUCUCCCUUGCACAAUCCCCUUUUAUGUUCCCUUUCUAGUUUCAACACCUAUCCACACUUAUACCCACAGAUUUACAUAGCCAUAUACAUGUAUGUUUACAUAAACAUUAAAGGUUAGAAUUUAUAUAUAAGAAAGAACAUGUGGUGUUUCUUAUUCUGAGUCUGGAUUAUUUUGCUCAUAAUAAAUAAUUCCAGAUCCAUCAAUUUUUCCUAUAAGUUUGAUAAUUUCAUUAUGGCUAAAUAAAAUACUGUGUGUAUGUACUGUAUUUCUGUUAUCCAUUCAUUUGCCAAUGAACAAGAAGGCUAGUUCCAAAUCCUUGCUAUUGUGACUAGAACGUCAAUAAAUGUGCAUGUUUUGUGUCUUUGUGGCAGGAGAGAGUAUUUGGGUAUAUGCCCAGAAACAAGCUAGGUGGGUCCCAAACCUGUUUUGGUUUUUUGUUUCCUUUAUGUAUAUUCUCUUGAGAAUUUAAUGCAUGUUUACAAUGAAGUGUGAUACUAACCAUCCUUCACUCCCCAUCCAGCUCUUGCCCAGGUUUUCCCAAUACACCACUCUCCCACCUUCAUGUCCUCACUGUUCAGUUUCUGUGAAACCUCCAUGCUGAUUUCUAUGGUGGCUGUUCUGGUAUACACUCCCACCAACAGUGAACAUGUGUUCAACUUUCCCCACAUCCCAUCAGCACUCAACAUUUUUCUUUCUAUUUACUUAUUUUUUAUGUGUAUGCAUGACUGUGCACCACAUUUGUGCAGUGACCAGAGAGGCCAGAAGAGAAUGUCAGAUCCCCUGAGACUGGAGUUACCGAUGGCUUUGAGCCACAUAUAGGUGUAGGGAAUCAAACCCAGAUCAUCGGAAGAGGAGCUAGUGUUCUAAUCCCUGGAGCCACCUCUCCAGCUCUGUCAUGCUUUCCUGAGUAGCAGACAUUCUCACUGGGGUUAGGUAGAAUCUUAAGAGUUUUAACAUCGAUGUCUCUAAAGGCAUGGGAUGCAUUUUCAGUAUAGUUCCGGGCGUUCGUGAGUCUUUUGAGAAUGAUCUCUUUGUUUCAUGAGCUCAUUUAUUGACAGGUGGCUUUACUGCUUAGUUUUGAAUUUUUUUCUAAUAUGCUAUAGAUAAAUGCUAAGCCCGUGUUUAAAGAAUAGCUGGUAAAAAUUCUGUACUGCUCUGUAACCUGUUUUCCUGCUGAUAGUUCCCUUUGCUAUGCAAGAGGGGUUUUUUUGUUUUGUGUAAUACAUUUGCAAAUUCUUGUGCAAUUAGAGUCCUAUUUUAAGACUUCCAGUAUAUGAUGGCUUCUUGGAAUAUUUUUCUCUAGCAGUAUCAGAAUUUCAGGUUAGGGUCUUUGAUCCAUGGACAGAGUUUGGUAGUGUUCCUGCUCUUUUUGUCUGUGGAAAGGUUCGCCAUGUUGUUGGUGCUAAAUCUUCCUUAAACGACGUGUAGAAUUUAGCAGUGAAUCCACAUGGUCCCAGGUUUUCCUUUAGGGGAAACUUAAUUAGCACUUUGAUCUCUUGCUCAUUAUAGGUUUGUUUAAAUAGUUCCUAUCUUCUGAAUUUAAUUUGGUAAGUCAUAAAUGUUCUUUAGAAGCCCUUGGCUGUAUCCUAGAGGGUCUGGUUGAUUGUGUUUUCCUUUUGCAUUUGAUUCCACGAAUGUUUUUAAGUUCCUCUGGGUUUUUUUUCCAGGACUCACUAUUUAUUCUCCAAGCAUUUGUAUAGUUUAUGAAUUUCUCUUGAUGAUUUUUAGUUUUAUUCCACUAUAGUCUCAAAAGAUAGAAUGAUUCCGUCUUUCCUUUGUAUUUUAUUUUAUUUUUUGUAUUUGCUAAUGUUUGCUUUGUGGUCAGUUUUAGAGAAUGUUCAAUCCUUGUUCUGUUAAGUGUGUAUUUACUGUCUGUUGGAUGGAUACCACUUAAUUCCAGGUGAUCUGUGGUAUAAUUUAGCUUUGAAGUUUCUCCGCCAGUUUUAGAGCGGAAGAGCCCAUGUCUACCUUCAUGAUUGUGUCAGAGUCUGUGUGAAGUGUUUUGCCUUUCAGCAUUAGUCUUAUGAGAGAUAUUUGCAGUUGUUCUAUCUCCCUGGUGAAUUGUUUCUUGUGUUAUAUGUAGUGGUCUCUCUAUCUCUAGUUUUGGUUGACAUCCACCAUAAUGGGUACAAGAAUUGCUACCCUAGCACGUCCACAGCUUUCAUUUGCUUAGUAUGCCGAUUUCCACCUUCUGACUGUGCUCUGUUGUUGUUGUUUAUUUUUUGUUUGUUUUGUAUUUGCUGGUUAAGUGUUUCUUGAAUACAAUAGAUGUCCCUUGUUUUAUUAAUUCCAUCAGUUAGUCUGUGUCUCGUUAGUUGAGAUCAUUUGUAUUUAAGGUCAUUCCCUAUGAUUUUCUGACUGACUAAAUUAUUAAUAUUUCUGUGUUCCUACUCUGUUAGUUGUAGGGGUUUUCUGGUUGUGCCUGACUACUUCCUUCCCAACUCAUUUUGGUCACUCAUGGGAUGUGUCCUUUUCUGUGUCUCCAUGAAUGAGACUGUUUUCCCUACAUAUUUAGUAUUCCUCUAAGAUUUUUCCACAAUAAUUGCCUUAAUUUAGCCAUCAGUUUAAAAUAUUUUUGUUGACUCUCAAAACUUUGUUGACAAUCAUUUUCUUCUAGAGCUUGAAAUGUGUAAUUCCAUACAUUCCUGGUUUUGUGUUUCUUACAAAUGAUUUGAUGUUAGGUUUCCCCCUUUGUACAUGAGCUGGAAUUAUUUCCCCUCUGCCUUUAGUCUUUGUUUUACGAAUAUGACGUUGUGACUGUGGUAUUUUAUGGAGAAUUUCUCAGAUCACAUCUAUUUGGGCUUCUGCCUUUUGUGUUUAGAUGUUGAUUUCUUUCUCUAAGUUUAGGGAAAUUCUUCUAUAAGUUAAUUGAGUAAAUUACCUAUGCCUUAUGACACUAUCUCAGCGCCUUCUACUUCACUGGUUUUUGGCUUUUGAAUGUACCUCAGACUUUUUGAAAUUAUUGGUUGUUUGCUAUUAGUUUUUGUUAUAUGUAUCUGAAUGUAGUACUGUCUGAGCUUAGUCCCCCCCACCUUGAAAUUCAUUCAUUUUAAUUCAUCUCGUCUGUUAGUGAUGCUUUCUCAUGUGAUUUGACUCGAUUGUUUCUUUCAUUCCCAGAAUUUCGGUCUCAUUCUUGCUAGAUAUUUCCUCCAUGUUUUAAAAUUUAAAAUUUUUGUUUGAGAUAAAAUGUUUCUACACCUAAGACUUGAUUUUAAAAACCGAUGAGUACUGAAGGUACAAGGAUUGGUUUUACUCACAGGUCAGGAGAAAGGAGCUAUUGUAGAGAAAAUGUUCUAUUAGAUGGGCCCAAAAUGUGUAUAGAAUUUUAAAAGUGUUUUAAAAUGUAUAUAUGGAUAUGUGUAUAUCUCAGUGUGUCUAUAUGCACAAGUGUAUGCAGAUGCCUGCAGAGGGCAGAAGAAGGCAUCAGAUCUCCUAGAGCUGGAGUUACUGUAACUGUAUGAACCAUCCAAUGUGAGUGCUAAGAACCCACAAGACUAGCAACCACUCUUAACCUCAGAGUGUAGCCUAGUGGUUUUCAACCUUCCUAAUUCUGCAACUCUUUAAUACAGUUCCUCGUGUUGUGGUAUUCCCCAACCAUAAAGUUAUCUUGUUGCUACUUCACAACUGUAAUUUUGCUACUGUUAUUAAUCAUAACAUAAAUAUCUGGAAUUUCUGAUAGUUUCUGCUGCUUUAGUCCUACACACGGAUUUUUAACAAAGUACAGGCAUAGCAGGGAGAGAGACCACCAUAAAGCAAGGCAUGAAACUGAACAAUUAUAACCUACCCAGGGCAGAGAAGAGUGUAAGCAGAUGCACAGCGUGGGAAACAGCGAUCCCAAAUCACAUGGCAGGAAGGGGGAGUUUGCUCUUUAGCCAGUGAGUAUGCAUCAAAGCAGAGCAUUCUCCCAUUCCACAGCAUCUAACUUAAGGAGAUGGAUUGAAGGGUGAGUGGCCAAAGAUGUUGAGUGGAAACCGAGUAUUUUUAAAAAGAGCUAACGGUCUCGGUUGAGGCUGUAGGAUUCCAGAUGGAUCUGAGGACAGAUAAACCCAGCAUUUCAGAGGGGAGGUUUGGGAUUAGAGGAGGGAUAAAGAGUUUCACCUCAUCCAGCAUGAAUAGCAUCCGCAUGGAAACAGUUGGUCAACGAUUGAAAGUACCGGCCGGGACCUUACAACGAAGCCUGGCACAGACAAGUUUGGAAGCUGCCUGUGAAGCAGUGACACUUGGGUCUCUGGCAUCAGAUUGGAUUGUCUGGGUGAAAACUGAGGUCCUGAGAUGGACCCUCCCACAACAUGCCUUUGAAGAACAAGAGAUAGACCAGUAAAAAUAACCUAAUGUUAGGGAUUGAAAGCCAGGAUUAUUUAAGUCAGUGAACAAAUGUUCAGGGAAAAGUGUGAACUGAAAAGAUCAGGGAAUUAACUGUGGUGAAGUUGUUCUGGGGGCAGGGAUGGGCGUGACCAAUUACAUUCUAUCUUAUAUAUGUCCUAUUUGUGCACACAGACUAUACUUUUUGGUGAAUGCAAAAGAUUUUCUCAUAUAUUACCUUACUGUGCCUUUAUAGGUCCUAUAAAAUCAGUAGGGCAGGUAUUGACCCUUUUGUCCAAAGGUAAAAGUGAGCCUCGUCAAGGUAAAGAUUGGAAUCUUAUAAUUUGUAUCAUUGAGCUAAGUGUUGGAAUUGUGUAAUUUGUGAUGAUGUGUUUUACAGCUUGUAAUUUCCUUUCAGGUUUUAUGCCUGCUCAAAGAUCUUUCAAUUCUAUUUUCCACUUUCUGUUAAUAUUCUUUUCGUGUAUUUGAUGCGCGGCUAAGUAAAAAACAGUUAUGUAGCCGUACGGGAUGGUCAACCUAGUGCAAAGUGGCAGUCAGUACGGGGCUGCCACAGCUGGACAGCCUUGCUUAGUGUAAUCCUCCGGGAAUCCCGAAGCCCAGCGUGUAAUUUAAAUAAAAUACUUAAUUUCUCCACAUUCAAGGAAGGCAUUAAGUAGAAAAAAAAGGUAGGAAUGCCAAAUUCACAUGAAGUAUUCUUUCCCCCAUGAAAAUAUAAAGAUUAGUCUCACCUUCAGAAAGACUGUAUUCUAAAUCCUCACCGUGUGUUAUUUUGUUUGAAGCUUAUAAAUUUGGGCAGUCAUACUUCGCAUUGUGGAUGACAUUACAAAAAUAAAUAAAAUCAUGUUUUAUUACCUA
Messenger RNA from Rattus norvegicus (Norway rat), 7269 nucleotides. Lineage: Eukaryota; Metazoa; Chordata; Mammalia; Rodentia; Muridae. The record is from RefSeq and is a predicted model, not a curated record.